AUGACUCAGCCUCGCCAUCCGGCGCCAUGGCGACAGAUUGAAGCGACCCUGUACGAGCGCGCAAACGAACUGACUCUACCUGGUGUCGUUGAAACUGCUGGCUCAAAGCUCAUCAAUGCGCCAUCGACGCCGACUCGACCGCAUGACCCCACAUUCGUCCAAGACCUUCGCCAGCGUCUCGAACUCGCUCUCCUCCAACAAGGCCUUCGCCGCAGGAUGUAUGGAAAUGAUUUGGCUGAUGAUAUCCGUCCGGGACACACGCCGCCGGGGCUGAGGGAGCACAUGCGCAUGGAUGCAUUUGCGGGCUACGAGUCGGACAGCAGCAGAUUGUCGGAGGAGUCUUCGACAUCCGUGGAGCCUGGAACUCCUCUGAGUUGCGAUGUGAAGCACAGUGUAGGCAAGGCGCAUGAGGCUGGCGACGGAGAGGCAUCCAUGCGACUGCCUGCGAGUCCCCUCACACUGUAUCCAAAGCAUGUCUCACUCGAUGGAUCGACCGGCCGCUCGAGCAGGAAGAGGAAACGGGAAGAUGUAGACGAUGGCCUGGACAAUGUGAAGAGGCGGCGUUAA
This is a messenger RNA of Ilyonectria robusta, 567 nucleotides long. RefSeq lists its product as uncharacterized. The transcript has 2 exons. The record is from RefSeq and is a predicted model, not a curated record. Bases 1 to 567 code for a protein of 188 amino acids. Lineage: Eukaryota; Fungi; Ascomycota; Sordariomycetes; Hypocreales; Nectriaceae.